Boeremia exigua is the source of this 2415-nucleotide messenger RNA. RefSeq lists its product as uncharacterized. The record is from RefSeq and is a predicted model, not a curated record. Gene Ontology annotation, molecular function: nucleic acid binding. Lineage: Eukaryota; Fungi; Ascomycota; Dothideomycetes; Pleosporales; Didymellaceae. Bases 216 to 1976 code for a protein of 586 amino acids. The transcript has a single exon.
UCAGCGAUGAUCUGGGGUUUCACCUGAUCUCACACAGACUCGAGGGUUGACCAGGUUCGGCUGUUCUUUGACAUCCCAGUCCGACAGCUCGCCGCGCUUUGACCUGAUCGACGACCAGCAGGCGCUAAGGCCUACAUUUUCCUCCCCACCGCCGCGGUCAAGUUGCACGCGCAGAACAGCUUCGAGCUUCGGAUAUACACGGUCACGGCGACUCAAUGCCCGCGACACAGGCGCCUGCUACAGAAUCGGAUAACACCAAGACUGUCAGACUGCACAUUACGCCGUUCAAGCCUGAGCUGCUAAAGGUCUAUCUCGCGCCAUCAGUCCUGCCGCUUGCGCGCAACAUCUCCUACCACGCCACUGAGACGUUUCCCGAGAGAGGAUUUGGCUACGUCGAGCUGCCAGAGCCAGAGGCGCAGAAGAUCAAGAAGAAGCUCAACGGUGCUACGCUGAAGGGCUCAAAGGUGCGCAUCGAGAUGGCCAAGCCCGAGAAGCGCAAAGCGCGCGAAGAAGCAGACGCCGAGGAGAAGCCUGCCAAGCGCUCAAAGAAAGACAAGAAGGAGAAGAAAGAGAAGAAGGCGAAAUCAGAGAAGCGCGAGAGGUCACCUGGUGUCUUUGACGGCGUGGAGCUCCCAGAGGGCCGCAAGGUCAAGCGUGGAUGGACUGAGCCUGCUUCUGCAAAGACUAGGAGCAGCAAGGACAAGAAGGACAAGAAGAGCAAAGACGACAAGCACCAGGCGAAGCCGUCCAAAUACACCAAAGAUGCCGAGCUCCUCUUCACAGCGAAGCUAGAGCCUGUUGCUGCGACUGAGCACACGCACAAAGAGAAGAAGAAGGAAAAGAAGGAAAAGAAGGACAAGAAAGAGCGCAAAACCAAGACCAAGGAAGUCAUUAUUCAUGAAUUCGAGAAGAACACCAAGACGCCUUCCUUCCUCAAGGUAGCCAAGGUCUCGACCGAGAAGAAGCCUCCAGUCGACUACAUUGAUGGCGUAGGAUGGGUGGACGAGGACGGCACUGUGGUCGAACCUGAGACGAAGAAAGCAGCGCACAGCAGAGUUCUGCAGCUCGUGGAUGGCCAGCCGUUGAAGGAGCCGCCGCCAACAGACUCUCAAGGACGACCAAUCGUGAAGAAAGAAGCGCCUAAGCCAGCGAAGAAAGAGAAAAAGAAGAAGGCCGCACCACCACCAGAGUCAUCGUCCGAGUCUGAAGUGGACGACGAUUCGAGUGUCGUAUCGAGCUCCUCCGAAGACUCCUCCGACUCCGACUCCGACUCAGACUCAGACCCAGAAUUCGACAACGACUCAGAAGCAAGCAAGAACUCUCCCGCCGCCUCCCCCGUCCCCUCCCCAGUCCACUCCAAACCGGCCUCCAAACCAACCCCCAAACCCAUCCCCGCCACCCUCUCCACAGAAUCCAAAGAAAUCCACCCCCUCGAAGCACUCUUCAAACGCACCCCCACACUCUCCACCCCGACCAAGCCACCCCCCAUAAACACAACCUUCUCCUUCUUCGACAACGAAACCACCUCGCCGCCCGCCGCCACCUCGCCCACCGACGCCGCGCCCACCACCCCCUUCACGCAGCGCGAUCUCGAGUGGCGCGGCCUGCGCAGCGCCGCCCCAACGCCUGACACCGCCGCCAUCGGCCGCCGGUUCAGCUUCGACUGGCGCAAGGGCAGCGCGGACGCCGAGGAGGACGCAGAGCUGAGCGGCGACGGGGCCGCGGAGGCGCAGCUCAGUCUGAAUACGCGGGCGAAUAAGGGCAAGGGGCUUGCUGAUGUGGUUGAGGAGGCUGAGGGCGGUGAGGACGGCGAGGCUGCGCCGGCUGGCGAGCCCAAGGAGGAUAGCGCGUUCAAGGCGUGGUUCUGGGAGCACAGGGGCGAUAUCAAUCGUGCGUGGAAGAAGAGGAGGCGCGAUGCGCUGAAGGCGAAGAGGCAGGUUGAGAACCGCAAGGUGGCGGGGAGGCGGGUCGUGUAGAGCAGCGGGCGUUGAGAUGUAUUGAGGAAGCUAUGAAGGACAGUGGGAGGUCGUUAGAUGGGAUGGAGGAGGGUGUUUGGGCUUUGAUGCGUUGUUGCGGGUACUCGAGCCUUCUGGUGAUGGGGCUUGUGGCACUUGUUCUGUCCUACCGCUUCUCGGUGGUUUUGUGGAUGGAGGCGUGGGUUUCUGGGGGCAGAGUAUUGGCUUCUGCACAGAUAUACGACUCCGAUGGCGGUGGAUGGCAGGUGUACUGCUCAAGCGCUGUUGGACAUACCAUGUAUAUAUGGGAGACAUUUGUGAUUACGCACCCCACCAAGGCGAGAGCAGUGUGGUAACAGCAGUGAGGCCGCACAUGCAAAACGACAAGAUGAAAGAUUUGAAGCAGCAAUUUGGAAAUACGUCUUCAAUUGUGUUCUUUAGCCAUCGCGACCAUUGCGCC